AUGGACUCAAAAGAAAUCUACGAACAAGUUCACAGGCGCUAUGGUUCAGUUACCAAGAGCACCACUGGUAAAUAUGAGCAAACUGUUGCAAAAGCGUUUGGUUAUACGGAAGAAGAACUCGCAGGGAUUCCGGAGGGUGCAAAUCUUGGCUUGAGCUGUGGUAAUCCCACUGCCCUGGCGAAGUUGAGAGAAGGAGAAACUGUGAUAGAUCUUGGUUCCGGCGCUGGAUUCGACGUUCUCGCAGCUGCUAAAAAGGUCGGUCUAAAGGGAAAAGCAAUCGGCGUGGACAUGAACAAGAACAUGAUAGACAAGGCAAAUGUCAACAAAGCAACCAUGAACAUCUCAAACGUCGAGUUUGUCCAAGGAACCAUCACAUCUGUACCACUGGCCGAUACUACAGCCGAUUGCAUCAUCAGUAACUGCGUCGUCAAUCUCGUUCCCGCUUCAGAGAAACAGCUGGUGUUCGACGAGAUGUUCAGACUUCUCAAGCCAGGGGGACGUCUUGCUGUCAGCGAUAUACUCGCCCGGAAAGAGUUUACCAACGAGAUCAGAAACAAUAUUGCUCUGUACGUCGGAUGUAUCUCUGGUGCUAGUCCUGUUGGUGACUAUGAAGUCUUUCUGAAGAACGCGGGAUUUGAAGAUGUUCUUAUCGUCGAUACUAAAAGUGAUCUCAAUGUCUAUUUCACUGAUCACGAUAAUGAGAGUUCUUGCUGUGGGAAUGAAGAGGCAGAAUCAUCUUGUAGAGUUGGUUCAUCUGCAUGCGGCCCUCAGAAACCAGCGACAGACUUUGGCAAUAGUGAGGAUAUUCUGGGUGAUCGUUUGGGGAUCACUGACUUGAAUGAGUGGGCGGGUUCGUUCCAGGUGUAUGCUGUCAAGCCUCUGUGA
Messenger RNA from Fusarium poae, 885 nucleotides. RefSeq lists its product as uncharacterized. The record is from RefSeq and is a predicted model, not a curated record. Lineage: Eukaryota; Fungi; Ascomycota; Sordariomycetes; Hypocreales; Nectriaceae. The coding region runs from base 1 to 885 and encodes 294 amino acids. Gene Ontology annotation, molecular function: methyltransferase activity. The transcript has 5 exons.